Lycium ferocissimum is the source of this 1576-nucleotide messenger RNA. Its product is annotated as glucan endo-1,3-beta-glucosidase 11-like. Bases 220 to 1500 code for a protein of 426 amino acids. NCBI's taxonomy places the organism in Eukaryota, Viridiplantae, Streptophyta, Magnoliopsida, Solanales, Solanaceae. The record is from RefSeq and is a predicted model, not a curated record. Gene Ontology annotation, molecular function: hydrolase activity, hydrolyzing O-glycosyl compounds. Gene Ontology annotation, cellular component: plasma membrane. The transcript is spliced from 4 exons. Gene Ontology annotation, biological process: carbohydrate metabolic process.
AUGCAGAUGGGGUAGGUGACUACUUAAUACGACUUAACGUUUAAUAUCAUCAAUGGAUGGAUCACCUAAAUCCGUCAAAACAUGCAUUAACGCCGUUAGUUCUAGCAAGUAAGCAGUCCCCCACACUCAAUUCCCACUCUUUGCUCCACUCACUCACUCACUCAUUUCAUUUGCCUCUGGCUACCACUUGCCUUAGCUUCUUUCUCAUCCACCUCUACUAUGGAUUCCAUCAAUCCUAUCCACUGUUUUUCUUCAACAUUGGUUCUCACAGUUGUAAUAUUAGUGUUUUUGAACCCGGUUAUGGCGACUUCAAUUGGAGUUAACUACGGUCAGAUAGCUGAUAAUCUUCCUCCUCCAGAAAAAGUGGUUCCCUUAGUCAAGUCCAUGGGAGCAACCAGAGUGAAACUAUACGAUGCUGAUCCACAUGUACUCAAAGCCUUUGCGAAUUCCGGUGUUGAGUUCAUCAUUAGUCUUGGAAAUGAGCAUCUCUCCGAUAUGAAGGAUCCUGCUAAAGCUCAGGUUUGGGUUAAAACCAAUGUCCAAGCCUAUUUACCUGCGACAAAAAUCACCUGCAUUGCUGUCGGAAAUGAAGUGCUCACUUUUAACGACACUUCACUCUCCGACAAUCUACUCCCCGCGAUGGAAAACGUUUACGCUGCUCUUGUUAACUGUAACUUAGACAAGCAAGUGAGUGUUACUACCGCUCAUUCUGUUGCAAUUCUUGAGACUUCGUAUCCCCCGUCUGCUGGAGCUUUCCGUAGAGAUCUAGUGAAGUGUAUUACUCAGGUUUUGGACUUCCAUUGUAAAACUGGCUCGCCUUUUUUGAUCAAUGCAUAUCCUUAUUUUGCAUACAAGGCAGAUCCGAAGCAGGUGCCGCUCGAUUUUGUGCUCUUUCAAUCUAAUCAGGGGAUUUUGGAUCCUGCGACCAAUCUUCGUUAUGAUAACAUGCUUUUCGCUCAAAUUGAUGCGGUUCACUCUGCUUUAGCUUCAAUUGGCUAUAAAAACAUGUGCGUCCAGAUCUCGGAGACAGGUUGGCCAUCGAAGGGAGACGCAGACGAGCUCGGAGCAACACUAGAUAACGCAAGGAAAUACAAUUGCAAUCUUAUCAAACUGGUCAGUCAAAAGAAGGGAACUCCAUUGAAACCUAACAACAACUUGAACAUAUACGUCUUUGCCUUGUUUAAUGAGAACUUGAAGCCUGGCCCUACAUCUGAGCGCAAUUACGGCCUUUUUAAGCCUGAUGGUUCACCAUCGUAUCCGUUAGGAUUCUCUGGAAUUAAUGCCGGUGGCAGUACUAAUAGUAGCUCUGGUAGUAGUCCUAAAGCCGCUGGCAGUGGUAGUUCCUCAACACCGACGUCGUGGUCACCGCAGGAUGGGAGUUCCUCAUCUGGCUAUAUGUCCAUUACUUCUGAUUCUGGAAGAGUUCUAUUUUGCUGGAAAUCCUUGAUUCUUCAACUCCACAUAAUUGGUUUAAUUUCACUGCUUUUUCCCCAACUGUAAACUCUAUUGUUGAGUGCUGUGGUAAAAGCCAUAUAUAUUGGCCCUUUGGACAUAGCUAGUUGCCAUUUUAUUCUUU